CGUUAGUGGACAAUACCAGAGAGUAACCCUUUUCCAGGGCUUGCCCCCAAUUUUGCAUUUUUGGGCUUCAAAACCUUCAGAUUCAAACCCAAACCAAAUCAAACACCCACCAUCUCUCGCUCUCUCUCUCUCUCUCUCUCUCUCUCUCUCGUCUCUAUAAAUCUCUACCGAAUUAUUUGUUUGUUUUUUUCCUUUUCCAGAUUUUCCGAGUAAAAUUGUCUGUGCCUGACACUCGCGAUACGUACUUUGCCAAAACCCAACUCCUGUCUUCGUCCCUCAUUCCCUUUUUGCUUCUUCCAAGCAAAAAAGGAAAAAAAGUUAUCUUGUGCUUCUGAGAGUCUCAGACAAAGACACAGAGAGCAGCCAUGGGUAGGCCUCCGAGUAACGGAGGCCCUGCCUUCCGCUUCACGCAGUCUGAGGUUUCGGAGAUGGAAGCUAUUCUGCAACAGCACAAUAACACAAUGCCAGCACGUGAAGUUCUUGUGGCCCUUGCGGAUAAGUUCAGUGAAUCGGCAGAGCGGAAGGGCAAGAUUGCAGUACAAAUGAAGCAAGUUUGGAAUUGGUUCCAAAAUAGGCGAUAUGCUAUUAGGGCAAAAUCAAGUAAGGUUCUUGGGAAGUUAAAUGUAUCACCUAUGUCUCGGGAUGAUUCAAAUCCAGUGAGAAAUGUUCCUCAAGGCCCUGAACCUGUAGCUGCUCCUAUACAUGCUCCUUCAGCUCAAGGUUCCGGAAAGGGUGCUUCUGAAAAUUCUAUUUUUGAGUUUGAAGCUAAAUCUGGGAGGGAUGGUGCAUGGUAUGAUGUUGCUAACUUUUUAUCUCAUAGAUACUUGGAGACUGGUGAUCCGGAAGUACUGGUUCGGUUUGCUGGGUUUGGACCAGAGGAGGAUGAAUGGGUCAAUGUACGGAAGCAUGUCAGGCAGCGCUCUCUGCCAUGUGAAUCAUCAGAGUGUGUUGCAGUUCUCCCAGGAGAUCUCAUACUAUGUUUUCAGGAAGGUAAAGAGCAGGCUUUGUACUUUGAUGCCCAUGUCCUUGAUGCUCAAAGACGAAGACAUGAUGUAAGAGGUUGUCGUUGUAGGUUUUUGGUGCGCUAUGUUCAUGAUCAGUCCGAGGAAAUUGUUCCACUAAGGAAGGUCUGCCGUCGGCCUGAAACGGAUUACAGGUUGCAACAACUUCAUGCUGUGAAUGAGGCAGCAUCAGCAGAGCAGAAAAGUAUGGAUCAUUUUAUGGGGUCUGUUACUUCUGCUGAAAUGAUGCAAAAGCAGCAGAAUACAGAUGCAGCUUCGGCGCCCCCAGUUUUGCAUGCUAAUGCUUCUUUAGCUACCCAAUCUACGACUCCAGAAUUGAAAAGAGCUGAAGUCAGCACUGUUAUUAGUUCAGGGAAUUCUAAUUUUCCUCCAGGUAGUGCUGUAAUCACAAGCGGCACUGCUACAGUCGUGGUUCCUGGUGGCUCUCUCGAGAACAUGCCAAAAGGAAACUAGAAAGUUGCGUUGACAAAUUUGUCAGCCCUCUUGUUGUUAGCUCCUAGCUCCUCUAUCCUGAAAAGGAUGAGUAAUAUACAACCUCUUCUCAGCAUUGGUUUUCAUCAAUGUAUGAUUUGAGUAUGAGCUUCCCCUGUAUACUAAUUCUGAAUGCCAAUGACUAGUUCCAAAAAAGUGUGAAGUCUUACAAUUUCAACUGUAACCUCAAAUUGUUAAAUCCAAAGCUUCCAUUUCUUUUUUCA
Messenger RNA from Prunus avium (sweet cherry), 1717 nucleotides. RefSeq names its product DNA-BINDING TRANSCRIPTION FACTOR 2 (gene SHH2). NCBI's taxonomy places the organism in Eukaryota, Viridiplantae, Streptophyta, Magnoliopsida, Rosales, Rosaceae. The record is from RefSeq and is a predicted model, not a curated record. Gene Ontology annotation, molecular function: DNA binding; chromatin binding.